Messenger RNA from Mixia osmundae IAM 14324, 912 nucleotides. RefSeq lists its product as uncharacterized. The transcript has 2 exons. NCBI's taxonomy places the organism in Eukaryota, Fungi, Basidiomycota, Mixiomycetes, Mixiales, Mixiaceae. The record is from RefSeq and is a predicted model, not a curated record. The coding region runs from base 1 to 912 and encodes 303 amino acids.
AUGGACUUGAACGAACCCUUCUCGACCGCUGCGCCCGCUCGCUACACAAUCGAGAGCGACUCAAGCCAGUCAGAGUUCGAAGAUGACAAUGCCGGUCGUCAGCUACGCACGAAGCCCGCAAAGACGCCUCGAGAAGCGAAAUCCUUCAGCUUAUCUGCAGUGGGUGCAGAGGCCAAACUGAGUCCAGCUGGCGAGCUUGUUUUACUACUCGGCGAAGCCGGCUCGGCGUGGUCAAAGCACUUGCAAAGCGCGCACGCCGAAGGAGCAAGCGUCCAAGCUGGCAGCGUACAGGUUGCAUCUCUCGCUCAGUUGGGUGCAACGACAGCAGCCUGCUACGCCUCAACAUCUGGCAUACGUCUCGACGACUAUUGGGGCUAUGCCAGUACUAUCCUCGAGGCCACGAAUCCAGAAAGAUUGACUGUGAUUGACUCGUAUGCUGCGCCAUACUACAUUGGCGGAGGUCAAGCGAGCGAGCGGAACGUACGCUACUUGCAGUCGGACGACGAUGAGCGUAUUCUGCCGACUGCAGCAUUGACAUAUGAGCCGCCGAAUGUGCUGCAAGGCUUGACAGCUGCGAUCGUCACGCAAGCCACAGAGCUUUCCAUUCCUGCUACUGUGCUGUUGUUCCCUUCCGACUCGCUUCAUCUGUCGAAUGCGACUUCGAUCGAUGCAGCUAUACGAGAAGCCCGACCCUCAGAGAUUUACGACUUUGGCCAGACUGAAGAGGCGACUUCGGCUCUGGCGAGUCCCGCAAUGCUUCACGAAUUGAGCCGGACUUUCAAGUGGUCGGAGCUAGGGUGGACAGCGAGUCUGGCUAGCCCAUCGCGAGCAGAUGGCUACGACUUCUUGCGUAUAGCGAGAAAAGCCAACCAGCAAAAGGCCAAGGCCGACUUGAGCUCGCUCUAUCUGUGA